AUGCCGCUGAAGCCGCAGCGUCCGCCGUGUUUUGACCCGAGUCAACGGGGUGGUCCUACCGUUCAAGCGUGGUUGUUCACGAUGAACGUGUUUUUCGACGCCAACUACGUCUCGGAGGAUACGGCGAAGAUUCGCUACGCCGUGUCGCUGCUGCGAGGACCCGCCAUGGAUUGGUGGCGCGUCAUCGUCACGAAGCCGAACGACUACGCGACUCUACCGACACGGGAAGGACAAACCGGACCCUGGGCGCCGUCGUAUUUCGUGGAGGUGCCCCAAUAUCGCACGUGGGACGCGUGGUGCGCAGGUCUGCGCGCUCGAUUUGAGCCAAUUGCGGCUUCGAUCGCGGCGCGACAGAAGCUCCGCACUUGGCGCCAACUCGGUUCCGUCCAGGACUACACCAGCGGGUUUCUGGCGCUAUGCGAGCAGGUGGGCUACAUGCACGAGAGCGAGCGCGUCGACCGCUACAUCGGCGGCCUGAAGCACGACAUCGCUCAGGAAAUCCAGCUUCGCGGCGUCACCGACUUUCAGGAGAUUCUCGCUAUGGCGGAGAAGCUCGACUUCUUCAGCCGACCGAGACCGGGGUCCUACAGCAGUAGCAGCAACUGGGGACAUCGGUCUCGUGGGACGAACGAGGGCGCUACGAUACGUGCCGUCGCCGCGAAUGCCGCUGCCGCACCGUUCAAAGGGCGCUGCUUCGCGUGCAAUCGGCCGGGACACCGCAAAAGCGAAUGCCCGGAAAACGCUAAGGGAAAGGGGGAAGCUGAGCAGCAGAAACAGACCAAGCAGCAGGGAAACGCUGGGAUCGACCACACUCGGCCGAAUAAGGAGGGUACCACGGUAGACAGCCCCAUACUGCUUAGUGGGAAAAUAGGCACGGACUUAGUUAAAAUCUUCGUAGACGGGGGAGCCAGCCACAGCCUCAUCAACACUGCCACGGCACGGAAGCUGAAACUGCCACUGGACAAAUGCUUACCUGAGACCGAUGCAAGACUGAUCGACGGCACGCCGCUGGCGAUACGGGAACGCGUAGACCGAGUUCGGAUUCGAUGCGGGGGUAACUUCACGUUUAGCCAGGAAAUGCUCGCGACGACCCUCGACGGAACCGACAUUUUACUCGGUCGGGAUUGGUUGCGACGGCACAAUCCGCGAAUCGACUGGACGACGGGUGACUGCACCGUGCGAGUGAACGGUAACAACAUCGCCUUACCUCGCUGGAGCUCGCCUGAGUCUUCGUCGGUGCGUGUCAACGCGAUCACAAUGAAGCGCGCCGUAGCGGCAGGAGCUGACGUGUAUGCGGUUGACAUUCGGGAAGCCGAAGCAGCAGACCAGGGAGGGGAUUUACAGAAACUACUUGCCGACGUACCGGAUGACCUGGCAGCACUCCUGAAGCAGUACAGCGAGAUUUUCCCAGACGAUCUGCCGACGGGACUGCCACCUCAGCGACCGCACGACCACAGGAUAGAAUUAGAACCGGGGGCACAGCCGACAGUACAGCGACAGUUCCGACUGACCCAACCCGAACUGGACGAACUGAGGAAGCAGCUCGAUUACCUGCUCGAGAAGGAGUUCAUUCGCCCUAGUUCGUCACCCUUCGCCGCGCCAAUACUCUUCACGCCGAAGAAAGACGGGGGUUUUUGCAUGUACAUCGACUACAGAGCACUGAACAUGGUUACCAUUAAGUCACAUUACCCCAUCCCGCGAGCCGACGAACUGAUCGACCAACUGCGCACAGCCCGGGUUUUCUCCAAAAUUGACCUUAGAGGGGGUUACCACCAGAUUCGCGUCAAUCCGCCCGACUGCCCUAAGACCGCAUUUCGCACCCGCUACGGAUCCUUCGAAUACACCGUCAUGCCCUUCGGACUGACCAACGCCCCCGCCACUUUCCAAAUGACGAUGAACGAGACAUUCCGCCCGCUUUUAGAUAAGUGCGUCAUCGUCUACUUAGAUGACAUACUGAUUUACAGCCCCGACAGAGCACAGCACCUACAGGACAUUGAAGCAGUUUUUAAAAUACUGAGUGAGAACCGCCUACUGACGAAAGCGUCUAAGUGUGAGUUUCUACAGGACAGACUGGAGUUUCAGCCGACGGAGUGGAAAUAG
Messenger RNA from Closterium sp. Yama58-4, 2100 nucleotides. The record is from the annotation of a GenBank genome assembly. Lineage: Eukaryota; Viridiplantae; Streptophyta; Zygnematophyceae; Desmidiales; Closteriaceae.